Rhopilema esculentum is the source of this 5701-nucleotide messenger RNA. Its product is annotated as fibroblast growth factor 17. The record is from RefSeq and is a predicted model, not a curated record. Gene Ontology annotation, molecular function: growth factor activity. NCBI's taxonomy places the organism in Eukaryota, Metazoa, Cnidaria, Scyphozoa, Rhizostomeae, Rhizostomatidae.
GGCUCAUUCGACGUCAACGCAAAUAUUUUGAAAGAAACUAGGACAUCCCCCGUUGCAAUCAUGAACGCGAUUCAGAAAAAUAAAUCAAGAUUCUCAGAACUUUUUAUGCUACUACAAUGAGAGCACGACAGCAGAGAGGCCCCAGAGAAUCAUCUUAAUGCCACAGUUUGCCGCCUAUUGUUGACCAGUCCAGUUACAGUUUCGAAAGUUGGUAUCUCCUACAAACCUGAUCAACCCUGAAUAGCUUCACGAGCGAAAGGUAUCGAGAAGACCUCCUGGCACGCUUACGUCAAAAACAGAAUUAAAUUGAAGCAGUCCUGUUUUGCUUUAGGAAUAGGUGCCUUGACUAUGUUCUGAGUCACGCUGACUACACCGGCGCACGAGCACGCACACGAUGAAUACGCGUUUUGAAGUUAAGUGUCUGAUUCGACGAUAAAGUCGAUAAUAACGAUAAGUUGCCGCUAAUUUGGUGCGAAAGUGUCGUAACAUUGCCACCUGAUCGAGAAUUCCUGCAAUCGAAAUUUGAGAGUGGAUAUACCAAAACAGUUCUGGUCGGUCAGAAAUCCGGACUUAUCCAUUGAAGAUCAAUCACCAACUGAUGUGAGACAAUAAUAGGGAUCGCAGUUGAUAAAUAGCAGGGAACCCGCAAGGAGAGAAGUGCACUGCUCUUAAACGAAUCGAAAACUAAUGUAAGAAGAUGCCUUCGCAGGGUGCUGUUCUAUUCUGAUCAUGUAUGUUCUUGAGGAUGUCACGUUUGAGAUGGAAAAGCAAUAUUUUUAUGGUGCAAGAACGAUAGUCUAGACUUGUGUGGUUUGGAUCAAAAACACACAUAGAGCUGUGGAUGGCCAUCGUUCGAAUAAUUACUCCAAAGUCAACUUAGUUACUGUAUCUACGGACUUUUAUCAAUAAAUCUGAAAACAAUUUAUCGGAAGCAUUUCUUCAAAUCAAUGCUGCUACUUUGGAUGAAGAAAGGAAGUUAAAGUGGCCAGCAUUCAUAAAUUUUCGUGGCAGUACAUAUGACGGGUUGAGAGAUGAUGAGUUUAGCGUUCUCUUUCAAACAACACGACUUCAACACUUUAGAAUAUCGUAUUGGAUGUACUGCUCUAGAUGUAAUUUCAACAGCACAGUGCAACGGAGCGAUUUGCGAACGAAAUGAUUCUGAGGCUGCCGGCAUGUAAUCGAUGUUUUGCGUAUACUCUGCUCUUUGCCACGUUUGUAUUUAACCAAUUCUGUGAAUCGAAGAAAUUUAAGUCGACGCGCAAAGCAAAAGAGCAAUUUGAAUUCAUCUCCGACUUUUAUCAGCGAAUGAAAUUCAACCCCAGCCAUUUUGCAAGUGUACCUAACUACAAAGUCAGACUUUACUCAAAAGCAAGCGAAUCUCAUAUAAGAAUUCUAAGUAGACGCCACAUCGACAGCUUGGGCAAAAUGGGCAAGGACUCAAUUCUGAUUAUUGAGACGUUGGCUUUUGGAGUCAUCAGGAUUCGCGGCGAGCAAAGUGGCCUUUAUCUCUGCAUGAACAAGAGAGGACAUUUAGUGGGCCGGAAACACCUGAAGUUUUCGAGAUGUGAUUUCAUGGUGGAAGAUGACCACCCUAAGGCAUACAAAAGAUAUGUCUCGCUUGCUUUUAAAAAUAACAGCAUUGCUUUCAACAAAAAUGGAAGGCCUAGGACAGCCAAGCGGGUACCGAACCGAGAACACCGGUCGGUUUUGUUUUUGGAGAGAAGACUUUAUACUAAGACAACCGGUUUUCCUAUGAGAUCACGAAGGCAUGGCCAAAGGACUGGACAAGAUCCUUGCAAUGAGCAAAAUAAAUUACUGCUGUCAAGAGACUGGCUGGAAUUUUGGAGGAAUUAUUGUACUAAGCGAAAACAGAGAUCUUUUUUAAAUCGAAAAGUGUCAGGCAGAUAGCAGAAUAAAAGGCCAUAGAAGUGGGUUACCGCAGGAGAAGCAACUAGAAUAUGUGGCGGUUCCAACAUCCAGUAUGCGUGCUUUCCAAUAUGGAUUGCGCUAGUGACGACAGAACAAGUUUUAUCAGUUCUCUUGGAGAAAGAAUUUACACGUGGAAAAAGAACGCAUGGAGAGCACCGAAUCUACGAAACGCGUAAACAUUCAGCAAAAUCAUGCCUACUAUACUGCUGAGCCUUAUCUUUAUUAUUUGUGAAAUAUGGCGCAAUAGAUAUGUGUAUUUACGUAUGCUCCCCUGACAUAUCAUGUAAAUACAAAAGAACAUGUAGCAAAGAUGUAACCAAUGGAAGUAUUGAGACAUCUCACCGUGCUUGUCAUUUACUCAACAAAGUAUUCGGCACUUUGUUUAAAGCUACCCGUCAACAUCGAUUCUGUUGUAACCGAUUGCUUGCGUUGCUCCUUGACAAUACUCUGCCUGCUCAGCAGUAAGCUUUUCUUGGCUAUUCGUUUUGUUGCUGCCUCGUUCGCAAGUCACAGGCUCUUGAAUCUCGUUCUGGUGAGUAGAUUACUGUAUGACAUAGAUUGAUGUAGAUGCUGACUCAUCACCAGUUUGUGCCACCCCUCACCCCACAAUUACCCUUGCGAAAGUUGCUCAACUUCUGUCAACAUUGAUUGCGCCUAAAUGGAUAAAAGAAAACUGGACCUGUUUAUUUUAGUAUUAGAAAGGUGUACACCUUAUUUUGUCAACUAAAUAUUUUGACGUAUGGUUGGUUUCAUUAAAAAUAGCGUUUACCGAUUUCUGAAUUGGACGCGUGUGGUACUGAUGUAAAUGCUAAUGACGAGAACAGUUCCAAAGUUAUGUAAUGCAUUGUUAAUUCUGCUUUAUUGAGAAAAAAUCUAUACUCGAAUUCACGGAGCUAUUGCGCAAACGUUGCUAAAUUCUGUUUGAAACAUCAGGACACGUGAAUCAAUGUGAAAUUGCUAUUCUUAGUUUUCUUUGUCCCCGUGUGUCGUGACAAAAUCAUUGAUUCAAAUUUAUCACGAGGAAAUGGUUGUCUAACCGGGCCAAGCAUACUUUGUGUAAGAGAAACGCGUCGGCUUGAGCCUGUUUGCUUUGUAUCAUCCAGGAUUAUUUUGCCUCCCGAAAUGUAAAUCCUUUGAUCGGUAAAAUCAACCUUCCAAACAUUUUCAAAUGCAGAAAUUCGAGACGCCCGCUGCAAAGCAGUAAUGAUAUUCUGUUCAUCGGUGCCUUUGAGCCAAUACAUACUGGUUUUAUUUCAAAUUUAGCUAAUCUAAAAUUUCUACAAAGUUAAUUCCUCAGCAAUUCAGAAGUGUAAACUGAAAUGUGGAUCUGUCUUUGAUUUGACUCGUUUUCCACCAAACUAUGCGGCAAAUUUCCUGAUCAGCCAUUUAAACUCAGAGAACAAAGUUUUAUCUCGUAUGGAGCCAGAAGACUCGAUUUGACCCUCAAUGCAACAUACGUGAUUAACAUCUCUCUAACAUGGCUGCAGGCAGGUUCUCAGGUCGAUAAAGUCACCUUAAAUGGCGCCGAUGUUCUCAUCUCGCUGUUAGUCUUGAACUUUAAUUAUAUUCCUCCAUUAAGAAGAAAAGCACUGUAGAUCAACCGUUUAAGCUUACUGGUAUCUUUUGUAUCUGCAGCAUUUCCAGGUAGAAAGAGCCUUUGUUUCUCGUGACCUAAACAGCGUUGUAAAAGCUGUUAAAGAAAUCUGGCGAUCACCAAUAGUGGUAACCAAUACGAGGCUUAACGGCCCACAGUUAGGUUCGAAUUAGUUCCAGCUGUCAUUGUUAAUCGAUGUUUCUGUAGAUGUCAAGUCUUCUUAACUUAGUGCAUGGUUAAUGCGCCUUCCCGGAACAACGCAGCGUCCUAGGUGAAUACAAUGCUACAAGAUUGCUUAAAUGAAAACUGUCAAAAGGCUAAAGUUCAUUGUCUGCUUAGCUUUAACCUACUAUUUAUUCCAUUUCCAGAUUUAUGUCCUGGUUUUGAAAUGAAUUUUCCGUACAAUUUGUAAAUGAAAUCGCUUUGGAGUCAUGGCGGAAGAAUUUUUGUUAUUAGCACCAUGCUUAAUUAGCCUCCUUUUGACAACCCACAGCUUAUCUCGUAAGCACAAUUAAGUAAGCACAAUUAAUUCAUUGGCCCCCCUUUCCUUGGUCAUGUUAUUUGAAAUCGUUCCAGUUCUGCUUCAGACGUCUCCCGGUUCAUCGAACUAUAACUCCGCAGUCCGUCCCUGGUCUGUGUUAUUGCUGUUUAGUAUCAAUCCUUAUUUAGAUCCUGUCUCGUUUGUUGUGCCUUUGUGUUACAAUUUUCGCAGAUUUAUCUUCCUCACUCCUUUUUGUAUUGUAUUAACCUUGUAUCUUACUUACAUCUUUCUGUGUAACAAUUCCUUUAUUUCAUAUGCUAUGAUUUCCACAUUUAACGCUGCAUCUUAAGCAGGCUUGAACAUUAAGCAAAACCUGUGCUCACUUAUCGUUUACUUGCACAGGAGAGAACCAUUUUUCCCCUAAAGCAUCUUCAAGCAGCUAAUUCAUAUACUUUGUAAAUGUCUAGACUAAAUGUCCUGUCAAUUACGCUCGUUUACUUUUCCUGAGAUGCAACUUUCGGAAAAUAUAUAUUUAAGGGCCAAGUAUUUAAUGGUUAAAAUGCCUUUAAAUUUCAUUUCAUUGUAAUUGAAAAUAUAUUCCAGUUAUUAAAGUUCUGAGACGUUGAUAUAGUUAAAUUUGUCUGUUCUUUUGUUGCCUCUUUCCAUUUUGGAAGUUCAUUGUUUAUAUUUUUACAAUCAAACUGAUUUUCGUAAUAAAUAUAAGGAAUUUCCCGAAGAAGUUGAAUGAUAAAACAGCCACUCACGAUGAAGGCAUAGCAAAUGGCUCUUACAAUCAGGGCCGGUUACAUGGGGGGGGGGCGUAACAACCCCCAAGAAUAGACAUUUGUGUUUUAGUAGGUUAAAUUGGGAUUUCAAGAAGGGUAGAUAGCGUUUUUCAAAUUUUCAGACAAAAAAUUGUACUUCAUGUAAUUUUUAAAUACAUUCAAAGAUAUUAAAAAGUUCUGCAGUUAAGUUUUUCCGUUGAUCCAGAAGAGGAUUUUCGGAACAUCACAGAAGAAAAUUAAUCCCAAGAAAUUUGACAAAAACAGAGACAAUCUUAGUUUGGGAGAUGCAUUUUUAGCCAUCCUAGAAGGCUUAAUUUCAAAAAAUUUAUUUCGCAUCGGACCCAGCCAUGGUGGGUCCUCCCUCCUAUGUCACUAAACUUGAUUCUUAGUCCCCCAGGUUCAAUUUUGUGGCCCCCGUCUCUGAAACUGCGAAACACAAUGCUCUAGGAUCGUCUACAAUCCCUUACACUAAUUUCAUGCGAGAAGUGCUUUUAACAGUACUGCUGAACACGAGAAGUGCUGUAUAACCCUUUAUGGAAUGAUAAACUAGGGAUGUGCUACUUUAGACUAAAAUGAACAAAUACAAGUAAUCGCGACCUACGUAAAUGAUCAGAAAUGCUGACACUGCACUAUCACAGCAUCUAUCGACCCUUUUUUAAAUUUUGUCUGAAAAUGCUUUAACUGGCCUUAUAUCCAAAUACAUUAGCAACAUCACAUUGAAACGGGAAUUUCUCAAAACAAACAAGUUAAAUCAUUACAGUACAAGAGUAUUCUCUCCAUCUUGGCUUUUACUCAACACUCAACAAUAUCUAAAAAUCGAUGCUGAAAUUUAUGUCUCGUUUUUAAGGGCAAUUAUGUGCUAAUUUGGUACUAACAUCUCUUCCUUUUCUUUUACACUCUAAUUUUCUUCCA